GACACACGUUAGGAAGAGAGAGAGGGAGAGAUAUAUUUCAUUCACAGUUUGAUCAUUACUAACACGUUUAAAGACGUCGCAGGGAUGUCGGCUCUAACCAGCUGGGAGCUGUUCGUCAAAUACGCCCUCUUCAUCUUUAAUUUCGUUUUCUGGUUGGCAGGUACCGGAGUUCUGGCUGUGGGACUAUGGCUGCGCUUUGACAGCAGGACAGCAGGACUGUUCGAAGGGGAGGACUCGCCCACAGUCUUCUUCACGGGUGUGUACAUCCUGAUUGCGGCCGGGGCUCUGAUGAUGGUCGUGGGCUUCCUGGGAUGCUGCGGAGCCAUCAAAGAGUCGCCGUGCAUGUUGGGAUUGUUCUUCCUCUUCCUGCUCCUCAUCUUCGCCGUGGAGGUGGCUGCUGGGAUCUGGGGUCUCUCCAACAAGGACACGGUGGUGGAGGAAGUUACAGAGUUUUAUAAACAAACCUACAACAACUACAAAGAAACCAGACAGGACGCGCUGAAGGAGACGCUCCGCCUCAUCCACUUUGGACUGGACUGCUGCGGUCCGACAGGAACGGUGAUCGACGCCGCCAAAGACAUCUGCCCCAAGAAGGAGGGGCUGGAGGUCCUAAUCACCAAGAGCUGUCCGAACGCCAUCGACGAGAUGUUCAACAACAGACUCCACAUCAUCGGAGGAGUCGGCAUCGGUAUCGGAGUCAUCAUGAUCUUCGGGAUGAUCUUCAGCAUGAUGCUCUGCUGUGCCAUUAAGAGGUCCAGGGACUUUGUCUAAACCACUACACCC
This is a messenger RNA of Seriola dumerili (greater amberjack), 783 nucleotides long. RefSeq names its product CD9 antigen-like. The coding region runs from base 85 to 771 and encodes 228 amino acids. The transcript is spliced from 8 exons. Gene Ontology annotation, cellular component: membrane. Lineage: Eukaryota; Metazoa; Chordata; Actinopteri; Carangiformes; Carangidae. The record is from RefSeq and is a predicted model, not a curated record.